AUGGCUACAACAAAAAACAAAAACAACAUCAAUAUGAACAAUAGGUCACAAGAGGAGAAACCACACGAGUAUUCAUUGAGUUAUGCUGCCAACAAUCUAACCAGUCCUGUGGUAGAAGCAUUUAUAGAUUUUCCUUUGCAACGUCAUUUUGAAGAUUAUAAUACUACUGGUUACAUUGCAACACCUACAACCCAUACGGAUUACCAUGCUGGUGAUAACGAUGAUGAUGAUGAUGAAGAAGAUUACUCAGUGUCCGUGUCGGCUAUAAUGCAAAGACGUGCCAGUGUACGUGGUUAUCGCAGAAAAAGUAGCAGUCGCAACUCAAGAAGAGCUUCCAGUCCAAUGGAUCACGUAUUGGAUAAUGUAGAGCGUAGACGCUCUAGUGUCUACACAACUAGUUCAGAUGAGGGCACAAAUCAGGAAUCAACACAAGAACAAAUAUUUGAAAAUAUACGACUCCACAAGGAGGUGAUACAAUCAGUUAAACUGCAGCCAUGGGCCAUAAGGAAAAAACUGAAACUAGUGCGGCAGGCAAAAACAUAUGUGGCACGUCAUGAGGGUGCUCUACAGGAACGUUUUGCCAUGUCACGCAGUACUCGAGAUUUGUGGGCGCGUUUUAAAAUUGUAAUGGCAGCUCGUUGGCGUCAUUGGAAACGUGAAACAGCCAGUUUUCUCACAGUCCUCAUACCCUGGGAACUGCGUAUUAAGGAGAUCGAAUCGCAUUUUGGUUCAGGUGUUGCCUCGUAUUUUACAUUUUUACGCUGGCUGAUGUGGGUGAACGUGAUGAUUGCUCUGCCAAUUGUGAUUUUUGUAAUUGGACCUGAGUAUUUUGCCACCAAACACGAUGAAACAGACCCUCGUAAAAAGAUGUCUUCAAAGGAAUAUGAAGUGGCUGGAAAUCUGUUUACCAUUUGGGAAUUUGAGGGUUAUCUUAAGUAUUCACCCAUGUUUUAUGGUUACUAUUCGAGCUACUCGGGUGCCAGUUCAUUGGGAUACAUGCUGCCAUUGGCUUAUUUUUUGACAGCUGUUGUCGUUUAUAUUUAUAGUUUUGUAGCCACGUUAAGAAAAAUGGCAGAAAACUCACGAAAUUCGAAAUUAUCUUCAAAAGACGAUGAAUGUACGUUUUCAUGGAAACUUUUUACGGGCUGGGAUUUUAUGAUUGGUCAUGCGGAAACUGCACAUAAUAGGAUUGCAUCCGUAGUAGUGGGUUUCAAAGAAGCUUUACUAGAAGAAGCCGAAAAGAAAAAGGAUAAACGCAAUUGGCGCAUUAUUUUACAACGAAUUUUAGUAAAUAUUUUAGUGAUGACAUUGUUGGCUGCUUCCGGUUAUACUGUAGUGGCACUGGUUAAUAAGUCUGAAGAGCUGGCUCGUCAGGACAAUUGGAUCAGUCGUAAUGCUGUCAACGUCACCAUGACAUUACUGUCAUUCUUCCUGCCAAUGAUUUUUGAAGCUUUAGGUCUUUUUGAAAAUUGGCAUCCACGACAACAAUUAAGACUUCAAUUGGCUAGAAUCAUGAUUUUAAAUUUGUUGAAUUUAUACUCGCUGAUGUUCUCAUUCAUUUACAAAAUCAAUAGCAAAGAAAAGCCUUUGAGUGAUUUGAAAAUAAAAAAUGAUACCGCAGCCAUGGAAUUGGCUAAAUUAACGGAAUUUUGGCAGGCAUUCACAGCAAUGACCACAACGGCACCAAAUGAAAUUUCAUUUUCAACAGAGGAUUUUUCCACCACAACAACAAUGACGACUGAUGCCAUUACCGAUGCAGUGAUGACAACCGCAGCGGCGGUCAUAUCAAAAGUUAGAUGUUACAACAUCACUGUCAAAUGCUCAAAACCCUGGAGAGUUACAACGAAUUUACCCUCGACCACAACAGUGGCUGCCACAACAACAUUGUUGUUAUUAAAUUUAACAACAACCCUGAUGCCGCCAACCACAUUGACCACAACGACAACAGAACUACCUACAACGACCACAUGGACACCAUCUCCGUCCACAAUCGAACUAACAACACCUCUGACCACAGAAUUUACCACAAUGCCAACGACUACCACAACAUUUCUACCCACCACAAUAGAUACGACAUAUGAUUAUGAGGAUACAUCUAUUUCUACCACCGAGGAGCUAUUCAGUUCAUCGCCCUCAUCGGUACUUAGUUCGACUACAACGGAAAAUCCAGGCAAUGAUAGUCAAUUCGUAUAUUACGACUACUUUGCCGGUUUUGAUAUGAAUGAUCCCAGUUUUGUAGACUUUAACGAAGUUGAUGAGUUGAGUUCUAAAAAUAAGAGAGACUUAAGUGAUACUGAUUACCCUGAGAUGAUUGAAUAUUUGGAGACUUCCAUAGAGAACAAUGUAUACAAAAACCCUAAGCAGUCAAAGAAGAAAAAACUUAAAGAUAAAGUAAACAAAAAGCAAGCGAUAGACAUUGUAAGCAGUGGCAAGAAAGUUAAAAGAGAACCAAUUGAUGGCAAAGGACCAGAUCCACUUUCCUUACAACUUUUGAGGACCUCAAAGUAUGGCAGAAGAGAUCGCUAUACCACCACUACCACAACACAAGCUGGUCCCAUAACUACUUCCACUCUGUCUCCAAUCAUUACCACUACAACCACUAACAUUGAUGAUUCAACUGAUCCAACAACACCAUUGUCCACGACUCAAAUCGAAACGGAGGCAACAACAGCAAGCAAAGCAUUACAGUGGGAACGCAAUGAACUUUUGCAAAAAAUUGCAGACUUCUUUACAACCUCAACACUAAAGACCACUGAUGAAGACACAACCACAAUAACGCCCACACCACCCACCACAACAUUGCCACAGCAACAGGAGGACGAACUAAUUGAAAAUGACAUACCAGAGAUACUCACUACACCUUUUUACAUUGCAAAUCAGGACAUAGGCCAGACAUCAUUCUACGAAUGGAGUGAAAUUGAUGAUGGUAAUUUCGAAACAUGCAUACGCACCGUUUGCGAUGAUGACUUUACAACAAUCUCAUCGACUGAUUUGGAUGCUGCCACAACAAUGGCAACGAUAACAACAACUGAAUUGACGAUCUAUCAGCAGUAUAUUAAAAAUUUAACCAACAUUAAGAAGACCUUUAAGGAGAUAGAACACAAUUUGACAACGAUGUGUUGGGAGACAUCGUUGGGUCAGGAAUUAUCCAAGGUCAUUGUGUUUGAUGGGAUUAUGUCAAUAGUGGCUCCCUUGUGCAUAGACUUCUUGCGUGCUCUGUUUGUUCGUUAUGUAAAUCAAAAUUGGUGCUGGGACAUGGAGAAAACAUUUCCACAGUAUGGAGAUUUCAAAAUUGCUGAGAACAUUUUGACUUUGAUUAAUAACCAGGGACAAGUGUGGAUGGGUAUAUUCUUUUCACCUGGUUUGGUGCUUAUCAACCUGGUGAAACUAGUGAUUAUGAUGUACUUCAGAUCCUGGAUUGUUUUAACAUGCAAUGUACCACAUGAAGUCGUAUUCAAAGCUUCGAAAUCAAAUAAUUUCUACCUUUCCUUGCUGCUGACCAUGCUGUUCCUUUGUGUUUUGCCUGUGGGCUAUGCAAUUGUAUGGUUGCGUCCAUCCUGGCACUGUGGUCCUUUCUCCGACUAUAAUCGGAUUUCAGAAUUUAUUACAAAUACAACAAGGGAUGCUCUGCCACCGCAAUUACAUGAUCCUCUUAACUAUUUGACUUCGUCCAGUACGGUGAUACCAUUGCUCUUGCUGCUGAUACUAAUUAUAUACUAUUUAGUAUCACUGACCGGAGCUCUAAGAGAAGCCAAUCAGGACUUGAGAACGCAAUUGCAAAAGGAAAGAGAAGAAGAACGUAAGAAAUUUUUCCAAGUACCAGAAACAAAACCAGCAGAGAAUACCUCCACCACGUUGACGAAUAGAUGGCGUAAAGUUUUGGAAGCUUCGUCACCUGUAACUCCCACUCAGGCGCCGGAUUUUGAAAGUGAAGAGUACAAAAAUCAAGCAAGAAAAGAACUAAUUUCCCGGAUUAUGAAAAAAGCUCUACGCAAGGGCUCAGCAACAUCCGAUGAAGAUUCAUUUGUGCGCCAAGGCCGAGACGAUGAUGACACUGACACCGAACAUCACGACUCAUUGCCACACGAUGAAGAAGGUAAAGAGAAGCGAUUCGGUCUCUCAAAACUGCAACAAAUACGCAGAACUCGUAAACCCUCGCUGGUGGAUAUAGUGCAAAUCGCGAAAAGUGAACGGGAAAAGGAGAGAGGGUUACAUCAACAGUCCAAUAGUGGUAACAAGGAAUCACAUCCCAAAGGAAGAUUUAAAAUAGAUAAAUCAGACAAAAAAGAUGAAAAGGACAAAGAUAAAGAUAAGGACAAGGAUAAAGAAAAGGAGAAAGAUGCACCAGAUACUGGCAAUGACCCUGAAAUCAAGACCAGAGUUAUAAAUGAAAGAAGAGAAAGUUUGUUGCGCAAAAGUCACGAAAGCGACAGCAAAGACAAAGACAAGGAAAAUGAUAAGGAGAAAAAUAAAGAUAAAGAGAAGGAUAAAGAAAAAGAAAAAGACAAGCACAACUCCCCUCCUGACUAUAAAAGAAGAAUUUAUGAAAGUCUCAAAAGAAAGAAACGUGAUGACAAAGAAAAAUCUAAUCUGGAAAAACAAGGAUCUCAAGAAAAACCUAAAGAAGAAAAUAUACCAGAAUCACCUUCUAAAAUCGAAGUAUCAACUAUGGAAAAACCCAAGAAUUCUGAAAAAAGAAAAUCCUUCAGAAGAAGAGACAAGUCGCCAGUGGUUAAGGAAAAACCCAAAGACGAAGAAGCAAAUACCAAAAGUUCCUUUAAAGUCGUUGAUGAGAAAAACUCUUCAUCUUCUCCGGAUGAGAAAACUUCUCCGCCAGCAAUGGAGCAUUUUCAUAAUUUGAGUGGCAAAUUCAAGUUCAAACGUCACAAAAAUAAGAUGUCCACAGAGCCAGAAGUUUUCAAAUUUGAGUCUGAUAAAAUAAAAGCCAGUAAAAAUUCCGACAUCGCCACCACACCCACCUGGGAACAUUUGGAAACGGAAUUAAACGAAGAGGUAACAACUCCUACCUCUGGCCAUCAUAUUAAUUUGGGUGCCGAUAAAUUGGCCAGUUUGUCCCGGCAGGGUAGGAAAAAGAUUGGUUCACUUUUGGCCUUGGUGAAAGAAGCUGUCAACACCAAAAAAAUCGAUUCAGAUCAGCAAAGCGAUGAAAGUCCUACACAACUGCCCGAAACGGCCAUAGAUAUACCAGCUACUCCAGAAAGUGAACUACCCAACACACCUACCAAUAACACUUUUAUACUUCCCUCAGCUACUCCUGUUUCCACAAUUACCAGUAUUCAACCCUAUGUUAUGCCCAGAGCUCCAUUAGAAGACCCCGAAGAGUUAGAACCUCCCAGUUAUCACAACUAUAUGUCAACAGAAAAUACCAAUACUUUACCUUUAAAAGAUGCCGAAGAACUAGAUCAACCCGGCCCCAUAAUAUUUCCACAACGCAGCAUUUCCCAACGUCGACGACCAACAGAUCGUCCGAUUGCCAUGCGACAAGAUUCAACAACUUCUACUUGGUCCGAUAUUAUACCCACAAUUACCAUAAGCCCUACAGGUGAUGGUGAGGAGCAGCCUCAGACAUCACCUAAAAAUGGCAGUGUACCUUCAAGUCCGAGCCCUUCGGUCAAUAUCAUUAAAAUCAAUAUUGAAAAUGAUAAAUAAAAGGACA
This is a messenger RNA of Calliphora vicina (urban bluebottle blowfly), 5677 nucleotides long. It is a transcript of the gene Tmc, whose product is annotated as Transmembrane channel-like. Gene Ontology annotation, molecular function: mechanosensitive monoatomic ion channel activity. The transcript is spliced from 17 exons. Lineage: Eukaryota; Metazoa; Arthropoda; Insecta; Diptera; Calliphoridae. Gene Ontology annotation, cellular component: plasma membrane. The record is from RefSeq and is a predicted model, not a curated record. Bases 1 to 5670 code for a protein of 1889 amino acids.